UCGAACAAGAAAAGCAACUAAUUAGCAGAGGCAGCUGAUUUAGUGCUCUUCCUCGCUUAAGAGCUUUGAGUAGAGAUCAAUUCCAGAAAGAAUGCCGAUCUCGAGAAUUGCUGUAGGGUCUCCAGCCGAGGUUGGCCGGGCCGAUUCUCUCAAAGCGGCUCUUGCCGAGUUCAUUUCAGUGCUCAUUUUCGUUUUCGCAGGAGAAGGCUCUGGCAUGGCUUUCAACAAGCUCACCAACAAUGGUUCCGCGACACCGGCGGGGCUUGUAUCUGCAUCGCUGGCCCAUGCCUUUGGACUGUUCGUGGGCGUGUCGGUAGGAGCUAACAUUUCCGGGGGACAUGUGAAUCCUGCCGUGACGUUCGGUGCCUUUGUUGGUGGGCACAUAACAUUGAUGAGAAGCAUCUUGUACUGGAUUGCGCAGUGCCUCGGCUCCGUUGUCGCUUGCUUGCUUCUCAAGUUUGCAACCGGCGGACUGGAAACAUCUGCAUUCUCCCUGUCUUCUGGCGUGAGCGCGUGGAACGCAUUGGUCUUCGAGAUUGUAAUGACUUUCGGACUGGUCUAUACAGUGUACGCUACUGCAGUGGAUCCGAAGAAAGGUAACAUAGGGAUCAUCGCACCAAUCGCGAUUGGUUUCAUCGUGGGAGCCAACAUCUUGGCCGGUGGUGCAUUCGAUGGUGCAUCCAUGAACCCAGCAGUCUCCUUCGGUCCGGCAGUUGUGAGCUGGUCGUGGGACAGCCACUGGGUCUAUUGGCUCGGCCCGUUCCUUGGUGCCGGCAUUGCUGCCACAGUCUACGAGAUCUUCUUCAUCAACCCAAGCACACACGAGCCGCUUCCCUCCUCCGAGUUCUAAGCGCCGAGCUGCUCCCAAGUUGAAGCAAUUGGUGGAAUAAUGCACAAAGUUGUCUCUUUUUGGUUUCAAUCAGUUGGUCUUUUUCUCUGAAUGUUUGUCAAGUGUCAUUUAUCUAUGUAAAAUGGUUUUUAUUUUUAAUGCAAAGAUUGGUCCUGUCCUGUUCAAUUUCUGAUAAAA
This is a messenger RNA of Punica granatum (pomegranate), 1027 nucleotides long. NCBI's taxonomy places the organism in Eukaryota, Viridiplantae, Streptophyta, Magnoliopsida, Myrtales, Lythraceae. The record is from RefSeq and is a predicted model, not a curated record.